AUGACCGACAUACGACUGCAUCACAACGAAUCAGUUCCGGCUAUAGAACAAGAUGCCAGCUUUAGCCGUGCGGACUAUUUCUGGGGUGACGACUACUCCCUCAACCACACGGUGUGGAAGCAGACGCGCUCUUUCUGGCGUGGCAAUACAAUCGACGUUCAGGAGUUCGGGAACGCAGCCCGCGCCCGCUAUCUCACCUCGAAAGCGACGAAUCCAACGUUUUAUUUCCCCGAAGUGGAAAACAUCGGUGCAGCAAUGUCAUUCAUGACAAAUGUUCUUGGUGAUCCUGAGGCGGGCAAUGUUCCCACUGCCUUCGUGGAUGAGUGGAUUGGUGAGUCCCGAUUGUUUGCAACUGCAAGUGUUUGCAAGAAGUAA
Molecule: messenger RNA, 375 nt
Organism: Didymosphaeria variabile
Lineage: Eukaryota; Fungi; Ascomycota; Dothideomycetes; Pleosporales; Didymosphaeriaceae
Exons: 2
Coding region: 1-375 (124 amino acids)
Molecular function (GO): peroxidase activity
Source: RefSeq, a predicted model, not a curated record